Molecule: messenger RNA, 5019 nt
Organism: Exophiala mesophila
Lineage: Eukaryota; Fungi; Ascomycota; Eurotiomycetes; Chaetothyriales; Herpotrichiellaceae
Exons: 1
Coding region: 156-4925 (1589 amino acids)
Biological process (GO): ribosome-associated ubiquitin-dependent protein catabolic process; rescue of stalled cytosolic ribosome
Cellular component (GO): RQC complex; cytosol
Molecular function (GO): ubiquitin protein ligase activity; zinc ion binding; ribosomal large subunit binding
Source: RefSeq, a predicted model, not a curated record
GGAAGUCGCAGUCGGGAGUCACUCCGAUUAUCGUGCCUUCCACUGCAGCGUCUACCUACAACCCACAAACCACGACAACCUCAAAUUACGACUUCUCAUCAUCACGCUGACAACAACCACUUCCCUUGCUCCCGUGCGAGGAUGCUGCCCUCAUUAUGAGCAAGAAGUUCAAAUCGCACGCCUCCAGCGCCCGGGCCGCUUCAAACGCCUUGUCAUCCUCCUCUUUCGGCUUCGGCAGCCCCUCCAAUGCGUUCCAGACUGCCCCGUCCACCUUGUCCUAUAUCACCGAAUUCCCAGACUUAUCCACCGUCUCCGACCCGAACCUCGUGGUAUCGUUGCGCAAUUUGGGCAAGAAAGACAGUACGACAAAGGCAAAGGCUAUUGAAGAAUUACAAGAGCAUGUCGCACAGGCUAAACCCAUCGAGCCUGGCUUCCUCGACGCAUGGAUUGCCCUCUACCCACGCGCCUCUAUAGACAAUUCUCGCAGGGUUCGUCAAAUCGCUCACAUUCUGCAAGGCUCUAUAACAUUAGCCUCAGGCAAGCGCAUCGCCCCCCAACUUCCUAAAGUCAUAGGACCGUGGCUGUCGGGGAUCUAUGAUAGCGACAGAGCUGUCGCUCGUGCCGCUCAGGAAUCAAUUGCCGCUUCUUUCCCAACCGAGGACAAGAGGAAGGCCUUGGUCAAGGUAUACAGAGAUGCACUCAUCCAGUAUGCCGAGGAUGCGAUUCUCACCCAAACUCCCCAAACUCUGAGCGAUGAACGGUCCACCACUCCCGAGGAUGCUGAGGCCAAGUUCGUGCGUGCAGCUGGAACGGCAAUACUGAUGCUGAAUCAUACAAUCGUCACCAACGUCUCCUCUAGCUCUACAGGUGCUUCGUCCCCAGCAUCAGAUCUCCUUCAGCCUAUUCUGACCAACAAGAAACUCUGGGAGAAAUCUUACCAUCCCGACCCUUUCCUUCGGAGAGCCUUGUAUAGUCUCGCUACAACCUGCAUCUCACUCCUGCCGGACUCCCUCGACUGGCCAGUCCUGAGCACCUGCAUCGUUGGUAAAGCUCUGCACUCCUCACAACUCGGUUCGUCGUCUCAAUUAUCAGAACUUCUGAUCUCAUUGACCACUGUUCGGCCUCAGAUCUGGACUACAGAUUACACGUCAAAGACAUCCUCCUUGAAGAGAUUGCUACAAUACCUGCGCAGUGGCUCCCAACACGGCUCUGCGUCAUUCUGGUCCAACAACGCCCAGCUGCUGCGGAAGAUACCUGUUCAAGUCUGGAACGGAGGCAUCCCGGAAGCAAAGGUCGACCUGGAAAAUGCUCGUGCACUACUCGAAGCCAUCAAAUCAGGAAUAAUCGACAGCGAUGAACCUCGCCACAACCUGGAAGCUGCAUGGUCAAUGUAUGGACAGACUGUCUUCUGGGUGGUAGAUCUGCUCCUCGAAUCCUCACCAAAGCAGGAUCUGCUCCAAACCUCCGUCCUCCCCAUCAUUGUGGCAUACAUCUCAGGAGAUGCACAGCAGCCUUUGUGGCCAGUCCCUUCUUCUGCCGCACCUCGACUCUCCGCCAGUAUUCUCCUCCAUAUCCUGGACCGUCAGCUGACAGAUCUGUUUGAAGAUACGUGGCUCCAGUUGUCCCAGUCAUUAAUCAGUUCCAUGAGGUUGUCGUUGCCCGAGUCUUCCAAAGAAUUUCGAACUUCACAAGAUGCCGUUAUCGCCAAAUCCCAUCGUCUUCUGCGUUUGAAAACCACCAUUCUGCAAAGCGACCGCCUGGAUGCCUCACAACAGGCCGCUGUGGCAAACGUGUUCUCCGAGGCCGACGAACAAAUCAACAUCUCAGCUGUGGACUUGUUGGUCGCACGUCAGGGGAAACCAUAUGGCGCUGCAGCGGUUCUGGAAGUAUUUGCGUCGGCCAAUCUCGGCACUAGCGAAGCAUUGUCAGAGUUCUUCAAAUCCUCAGCCUUGACAUUACUCGAUAGCCCUUCAGCUGAGUUCCUCGUCGCCACCCAAAUCAAGACAAAACAACCGUUGGGACCUAUCAUCGAUGCGUUGAUCGGCCCCCCCAAAAGCAUUUCCAAGUCAAAAGCCCUUGCUCGAAUCCUUGGUCAGACCAACAAUCCAGACCUGCCUCGUUCUAGUGAAUUUGCUAAUCUAGUCCACACAUCUGCAAAUAACCUCAAUGAUGAAUCGGCCCGGUUGAUCUUAGAGUCCAUGUUUCUGAAUGACAAACUAGCGGAGUCCGACCUCACUAAGGGUGCCUUUCAGAAAAUUCUCAACAAUCUUGCUCCUGACAGUACAUUCUCCCAGCAAGAACUCGCUCUGCAGUUCCUUACCGAUUUGCUAUCGAAAGCGACUUCUGCCUUUCCCCUUGCUCUUUCGUUCGGCACUAGUCUCCUAACACAACUUCUGGUAUUGUCAGACUCAGAUACUCGAGAGAUUUCGGCCUUGGCAAGCAGCCUGGUGGCAAGGCUCAAGUCUCUCUCCGUGGCCGCGAGUGAUGGUCAAGUCCCACUCUCUUCGCACAGUGUCAUCGUGGAUCAAUUGUCUGGUAUUGGUACCCCACUGUCCAUUUUUGCUCUGAUCGAUCUGGCCAAGGACUCAAUUCUACAUCACCCGUCGAAAUCCUCGCUGCCAAUAUUACCCAGCAGUGAACAAUGGGUAAAGGCGCUCGACCCUCACAUUUCUUCGGCACGAUCCCAUUCUCUGUCCAUCACUAGCCCACUUCAAGGUUUCAUCGCCAUAACCAAGCCGGCGGGAAAAGGCCUUUCGAGCCAGCAGCCAUACGACACAGAAGGCCUUUCUCUCCUUUUUCGACUGACAUUGUAUGUCAUCAAAGUCUUGUCAGAAACGAACAUCUUGACUCGAGUGUCUGCAGAAGAACUCAGGACGCUUCACCAACAUCUACCACUCGCACUCCAGUUGGUCAAUGAAAAAUUGACCAUCGACUCUGCCAAUGAGAUAUGGCUCAUGACAACUUCUGAAGUCAGUGACGAAGCAGCUGAUGUUUUAGCCCAGGGAAAUGCCUUGAUCCAGGAAUGGCUGCAAGAUGAUCAGCUACUCCGUGUGUGGUCGGACCGGAUUCUAUCUGCGGCAGAUGUGACCGUCCGCGAGUACUUCGAGGCACUUACAUUUACCGAUAUCGCGUCGCGCCACAUUGAUAUUCAUGGCCCAAAUGUCUUUAUGACUACCUUCGAAGGGCAAAUAGCGCAAUCGUUCAAGGCUCCUCAGCCGGGCCUCUCGGCAAGCCUGCUUGCGGUCAGCCAUGAAUAUUUGAUCGGCUCGCCGAGCGGACGCAAAUUAUUGAAUGAACUUGUUGCUCUGUGCACCGAGGUCAAGCCCCCACAAAGUGACAAUUCCGCGGUACGGCCACUGCUUCUGUUAAACAUAUUGAUUGCAGGCCAAGCCGAUGCGAUUGAGCACAUCCCCAAUCAAAGGAUUGUCUUCCUCAUGCAGUCGUUAGUUCAAUUGUUGGUUGACGAUUCCUCCGCUCCAAUUUUCCAUGCGGAGGCACUCAAACUUCUGGACCCGGUUCUUGUGUCAACUCGGGACAUAUAUGGCAACCACUGGGAGCAAGUUUUGGAGUUCAUUGAUUCCACGUGGCAAUCGCAAAGUGAAGCGGCAACAUCUCUGCCGUUAUUAAAUGCGGCACUUCGGUUGUAUGGAAGAAUAAAAUCUCUGAGUGAGUCGGAAGAUGCCAACGAGGACCUCACAGAUGCUUGGAAAUCGAAAGAGCAUUCGCUCAAAGACGGCCUUGUGAAAUGUCUGGAGAGUUUUAUGCCUCCAAGCCAUGAAACUAACCAGCCUCGCUCAAUCACCGCGAGACAGUUGAGGAGACACUUGGCAUCGGUGGAAAUCAAGCAUGACCCUUUGCUGUACCUGCUUCUAUCAUCCCCGGAGGAAGAAGUCCAGGGCGCUGCUUACGAUCUUCUCCAUCGAUCUAUUCCGGUGGAGCAAGAACAGAUCUCGCUCGACCUUGCAUUAGAGCAUAAAGUGGCACAACUACCCGCAGAUCUGGUGUCAGCAUUGACGAGCGCACCAGCUACGACAGAUUCAACAAACCAGAGGCAAAGCUACCUAUUAGCGUGGCAGUUAGUGUUCGACCACUUUCCCAACGCCUCUUAUAAACUCCGGGAGCUAUACACAGACAAUAUCAAGUCUCAGAACCUCCUUCCCGGCUUGCUGGAUCUUGUUUGUGAGAUUUGUCGUAUUACUUCGGGUCGGCCGAUCGAUGCUUCCAAAGUUGAUAUCAAGAAUUUCCAACUGGGGAUUAGUGAAAGUCACCAGAAGGAGGAACAAUGGCUUGCAAUACACGUGUAUUUCUGUGCGCUGAUGUAUCUUCCGAGUCUUACCAGGAGCUGGUUCAUCGAGCAGAAGAAUCGCAUCAAGUCGCCAUUGGAAAGUUGGACGCAGAAAUAUUUUACCGGGAUCUUGGUGUCUUCAGCCAUGUCCACUGUGAUGGAGUGGGUUGAAAGACAGGCGCAAGAAGACAGCGAGGCACCUAUUGUGGUCAAGCCAUCGUUGAACGGCUCAGAGGCGGUUGCGUCGAUCGCCGUCGAUCCCGAAUCACCCCCAAUUUCUCUGGCUGUGUCGCUCCCGAGUAGCUAUCCACUCGAAUCUCCCAGCGUAAGUUCACGCACACGAGUGGGCGUGUCGGAGAAGAAUUGGCAGUCGUGGAUGCGGACUUUUCAGAUUAUCAUCUUCAGCACGGGAAGCAUUAUCGAAGGCCUGGUUGCAUUCCGGCGCAACGUGCAGGGAGCGCUCAAGGGACAAAGUGAAUGCGCCAUCUGCUACAGUAUCAUCGGAACUGACAUGCAGACGCCCAACAAAAAGUGCGGGACGUGCCGCAACACCUUUCACAGCGUCUGCUUGUUCCGAUGGUUCAAAAGCUCCAACAGUUCGAGCUGUCCGUUGUGUCGAAACAACUUUAAUUAUGCAUAGUUGAGCGAGUUGGAAAAGCAGGAUAGACUCCAAGGAAAUGGGGAUUCACAAAUAGAUUCAAGCAAACAUCAUAAGAUAAAUGUCUUGGAACAUG